UCAACUCUCAUACUCUCAGCUCUCAAUAUGCGGUCAGUUAUUGGUUAUUGGUCAGUGCAUCAGUUGAGUAAGUAUGUAUACCAACUAUACCAACAAGUCUAAUUUUCUAAUUUUCAAAGAGAGGGAGAGAGACCGAGGCUUUCCCUAAAUUUCCUAAAUCAAAACAAAAUAUUGUUAAAAACAAUUUGAGUGAAUUUGAGUAAGCAUCACUGAUCACUGAGUAAGUGACUUUGGACGCUUUACACUUUGACAGAUCCAGAAUCCAGUAAAUGAACGAUCGAAUUUUUAAAUAUUUUAAUAUGAAGAAGAAUGCUACGAAAUUAGAAUUCAAAUUAUAAAAGUUGUCAAUCAUGUUUUUAUUUUCUGUAAUGGUGAUCAAAAUCUAAAUGAUGUAUAAAUAUUAAAGCUUAAAAAAUAUAUAAUAAUAAUAAUAAUAAUAAUAAUAAUAAAUACAACGAAAUGUAUAAAAAAAACAACUCAGUUAUAUUAUUUAUAUAGACAAUAAUCUUAUCGUAUUAAUAUAUAUACAAUAAACACAUAUUAUUAAAAAAAAAAUAUUUAUAUCAAUAACAUCAUGAGUAUUUAUAGCACAUAUCGAUAAUCGUAAGUAUUAUAAUAUGUGUAAAUAGCGGAAACGUACUAUGUACGCAAAUAUACAUUUAUUAGUGCAUUUAUUAUCAUCACGGUCGUUUUAAUCAGUUUUGAUUAUAUACACAACUUGAACAACUUCCUCAGUUCAGGCUAUCACGCAUUAUAAUUUUAAUUCCUGUUUUCUGUAAUUUUUUUCUUUUUUUUUUUUUUUUUUUUCUUUUUACAAAAAACUAGUUUGAAUGGAAAAAAAAUUAAAUCUUCUACCAGAAAACGAUAAAAAAAUACAGAUAAAAUACAGACUACGACGGCAUCAUCAAAUUUUUAUGAUUAAAAACUAGUCAUUCGUGUUUCAAAGCUUUCGAAGAGGAUACUAUUCUGAUCAUCAGAAAAUAUGUCGGGUGUGAUAUUAAACAGAAUGAUAUUUUUAUUAUCAUUAUUAUUUUUAUUAUUAUUGACAAUUGCUAGAGGUGAUUCUUGUGAAAAGGGGGAAGAUGGUCACUGUAUGGCAAAUGAUGAUCCAUUAAUAAAUAUAAAUAAGAAUGAUGAUUUAUCAGCUGGAAUACUAUUUAAUCAAAUAACAGAUUGGCAAAAAGCUGAAAAUGUAUAUCAAUUUUACGCGAAUGAUAUUCACGGAAAUAAUAUAUCUCUUGCUAAAUAUCGUGGACACGUUAUGAUAAUUGUAAAUGUUGCCAGUGAAUGUGGUUUGACAGACGUUAAUUACAACCAGUUAGUUGAAUUAUACAAAAUGUACGGUAAUAGUAAAGGACUUAAAAUUCUAGCAUUUCCAUCAAAUCAAUUCAAUAAUCAAGAACCGGGAACAUCUGAACAAAUAUAUGAAUUUGUUAGUAAACGUUUUAAUGUUAAAUUUGAUAUGUUUGCAAAAAUUGAUGUUAAUGGUGAAAAUGCACAUCCUCUUUGGAAAUGGUUAAAAACCCAAAAAGAUGGUUUUAUAACCAAUGAUAUUAAAUGGAAUUUUACUAAAUUUAUAAUUGAUAAACAAGGAAAAGUUGUAUUACGUUCAUCACCUACGACUGAGCCCCUUGCUCUGGAAGACGAAUUAAAAAAGUUAUUCUAACUAUUAUAUACUCUUUUUUUGUUAAUGUAAACGUAAACAUGACGAUAUGCAAUAUUGUACUAAUAUUUAUAUAAUUAAUCAAACUUUUACAACAUAUAUAUAAUAAUAAAUUAUAUAAACUUA
Molecule: messenger RNA, 1789 nt
Organism: Microplitis demolitor
Lineage: Eukaryota; Metazoa; Arthropoda; Insecta; Hymenoptera; Braconidae
Exons: 3
Coding region: 983-1666 (227 amino acids)
Biological process (GO): response to oxidative stress
Molecular function (GO): glutathione peroxidase activity
Source: RefSeq, a predicted model, not a curated record